AUUGAAUUGAAGUUUGCCUUUAUAACAUCGAUGCUUUAGGAGGAGAUGCUAGGCAUGAUCAUGGGAAGCGUGUUGGCCAAGUGUGCUGCAACCGACCUCGGCAUUCAAUGGGUCGGAUGGGCGCUAGCGUCUGCAUUCAAAACGGAAAAGUUUUACGACUUGGCAGGAUCGGGUACCUUCGUAUUGCUGGCCCAUUUGAGUCGUCUGUGGGGUGGCCAUGGGCACCUUAGGCAGAACAUACAAACUGGAUUUGUCACUGCCUGGGGACUCAGGCUCGGGACUUUUCUCUUUCUCAGAAUCCUUAAAGAAGGACAAGACCGGCGGUUUAACAAUGUCAGAGACAGCCCAGGGACAUUCUUUGUGUAUUGGACCAUGCAAGCUUUGUGGGUAUUUGUUACCCUCUUGCCCACGCUAAUUUUAAACAAUGAGAGAAGGGAUGAACCCUUGGGCCCUCGUGACUAUAUCGGGUGGGGAAUAUGGGGGCUUGGCUUUGCUACACAAGCCAUUGCCGACCAGCAGAAGUGGAAUUUUAAGAGUGAUCCAGAUAACGCUGGAAAAUUUAUUCAUCAUGGAUUAUGGGCAUACAGCAGACACCCAAACUAUCUAGGGGAGAUCCUGCAGUGGUCGGGAUUAUUCCUGUCAGCAUCCUCAGUCAUGCGUGGACCGCAGUACUUAAGUGUGAUCUCACCCGUCUUCGUCUGGUUUCUACUGAGGCACGUUAGUGGCAUCCCCAUCUUAGAGAAACAAGCUAUGAAGAAAUGGGGAUCAGAUCGUGCUUUUCAAGAUUACAUCCAAGCCACUCCACUCCUUUGGCCCUUUCCCAAGUUUAAAGGAGAGUGAAGCACUACACUUGUUUCAAGCACAGAUACAAGCAGUCAAACAAAAACCUCAGGAUCACAAUAUUCAGGAGAAAAUAUUGUACCAAUUUCCUUUUUUCAGUAUGUUUGUAUAAUAAAGUGACUUGGCCAUUAUAA
Molecule: messenger RNA, 974 nt
Organism: Misgurnus anguillicaudatus (oriental weatherfish)
Lineage: Eukaryota; Metazoa; Chordata; Actinopteri; Cypriniformes; Cobitidae
Cellular component (GO): membrane
Source: RefSeq, a predicted model, not a curated record